AUGUUUCUUAAAUGUUUUGUUCGUUCAUUAGAUCAUCAAAUUCAAUCAUUUCAAAUAAAAAAUAGCGAUAAUACAAUGAAAUAUAAUUAUUCAAUGUUAUGUGCAAUGAUGAAUCGUGCUUGUCUUAUUGAUGGAAAUUAUUUAUUAUCAGAUAGAUUUCGUCAAGAUGCUUUAUAUUUAAAAUAUAAAUCUGAUGAAAUUUAUAUUGAUUCAGCAACAGGUGCUAAUGGUAUAUCAUCAUUUAUAUUUGGUAAAAAUCAUCAAAUUAUAAAUGUAACAUCACCUGAAUCAGAUUAUGUCGAUGAAGAAGAAGAAAAAGAAAAUUUAGAUUUAACAACACCACCAUCUUUAACAGAAAUUAUAUCUUAUGUUCCAAUAUUUCGUCUUCGAUAUUCAUUAAAUAUAACAACGAAUGAAUUUCAUUAUUUAUCAACGAAAUGGGAAAAUGAAAUAUUACAUUAUCUUAAUGAAAAAUUUCAAUCAAAUUUAACUUAUUUAUCAGUAUCGAGUUCAACAGCUAUAAGUGAUACUGUUAGUAAACACGCACGUGAUGAAGGACCAUUUACAGCAAUAAUGCUUUUAAUAUUUUUUAUUUUUGUUUGCUUUUUUAUCAGUAUUCAAGGAAAUUUUCAUACAUCUGUGGGAUAUUUAUCUCUUUUUGGAAUAAUUAGUUUCAUACUUUCUUCUGGUGCUACAUUUGGUUUAAUAUCAAUUUUUAAAAUUCAAAUUAUUGAACCUAUGUCACUUGUUGUUUUUGCUGUUGCUAUUAUUGAUUGUAUGCGUGUAUCAAUUCUUUGUGGUGAAUAUCAUCGAAUAAUAAAUUUACAUAUACCAACAUCUUCAACAAAUGUUUUAACAAAAAUUAAUAUUGAAAAAAUUCUUCCAUCAAUACUAAAAUAUAGUCGUCCAUAUUUUUUAUCUUCAAUAUUAAUUCAAAUAAUUGUUUAUUUAAUUCUAUCAUUAAUAUCUCCAAUACCAUGUACAAAAUAUCUUAGUUUAACAUUAAUCUUAUAUGUAUUUAUAAAUUAUUUAACACAUUGUACAUUUUUUUUAUCAUGUCUUAUUAUAACAUUACAACGUAUUAAAUCUCGUCGUCAUUGUUUAUCAUGUCAUCAUUUAUCAAAUGAUUAUUAUAUAAAAAAUCGUAAAAAAUCCAUUGAAAAAAUAUUUUUUCAAAAACUAAAAAAAUUUUUUGAAAAUAUUAAUCCAAUAUUUAAAAAAAUUUUUUCUGGAUUUCUAUGUUUAUUAACAUUAAUAUGUAUUAUAUUUAGUAUAUGGUUAAUAUUUUCAAUUGAUACACGUUUAUUUGAUGAUAAAUUUCUUCCAAGAAAUUCAUCAUCAUUAAGAUCAUAUAUGAAAUCACAAAAUGAAGAUUAUAAUAUUGGUCCUGUUAUUAUGUUUGUAAUUCCUCAACCAAUUGAUUAUCAAAAUAAAAAAAAUCAAUUAUUAAUUCAUCGUAUAAUAGAACAAUGUCAAAAUGAAACAACAACUAAUAAUUUUAAAUUAGUAUGGAUAGAUCAUGAAGAUAUAAAUCAUCUUUUAACUAGUAAAGAUCCAAUUGAUGUUCGAAUAACACCAUAUUCACAAAAUGAUAUUAUUUUCUCAGAAGAAAACAAUAAAACUAUAAUAAAAUCAUCAAGAUUCUAUUGUCAAUAUAAGUCUAUUAAAGGUGAUCGUAAAGAUCUAAGAACAAUGAACAAUCUGUAUACUUAUACUCGGCAAAGUUCCAUACCAUCAAUAUUUCCUUAUAGUCUUGUAUUUCCACAUUAUGAAUCGUUAGGACAAAUACGUAUGGACAUCUAUUUAUUAAUACUUUUAAUGACUAUAAUUACCAUUUUAAUCACUUUUGUAAUGUUUAUUUCAUUUAAAAAAGCUCUUCUAAUAUUUUUACAUUUACUUACACUUCUAUCUGGAGGUUUAACAUGUCUAUAUUUAUUUCAUAAUUUUUCAUUUAAUUUUGCAAAUGCACCUUGGUUAUAUAUAAUGCCUAUUAUAUUUCUUGAUACAAUAAUUCAUACAACUUUUAAUAUAAGAAAAUCAAAAUGGAAAUAUAAUCGUAUUUUAUUUUCAUUAAUAAUAUCUUUAAUUAUAUUUUCUUUUUUUCCUGUUGAAACAUAUAUAUUUCAUAUAAUAUGUUAUUCAUUGAUUUAUCAAUCAAUUAUUUGUUUUAUAUUAAUUAAUAUAAUACUACCAUCAUGGUUUUAUAUGAUUGAAACAAUAUCAAAGAAAAAAAAUAAAAGAACUAAAAUACCAUCAACAAUAAUUAUCGAUACAAAUCAAUCAUUAAUUGUUGGUACAGAAAUACAGAAUCUCGCUUGUGAAACCAAUGGAAAUAUGAAUGGUUCCAUUUGA
Molecule: messenger RNA, 2352 nt
Organism: Rotaria sordida
Lineage: Eukaryota; Metazoa; Rotifera; Eurotatoria; Philodinida; Philodinidae
Source: the annotation of a GenBank genome assembly